Molecule: messenger RNA, 4548 nt
Organism: Esox lucius (northern pike)
Lineage: Eukaryota; Metazoa; Chordata; Actinopteri; Esociformes; Esocidae
Gene: rtn4rl1b
Product: reticulon 4 receptor-like 1b
Exons: 3
Coding region: 1058-2512 (484 amino acids)
Cellular component (GO): plasma membrane
Molecular function (GO): protein binding
Source: RefSeq, a predicted model, not a curated record
AUAACUAUUACAAUGCAUAUAUCUACUUACGUAUUUACUGUUAAUUUCUUAUAAUAGGCCCUAAUGUUGUCUACACGAAAAUUGGAAGUGAAAAUUAGAUAGCGUUAACAUUUUUUGUAAGUGGAGAGCUGAACCUUAGACUUCAGUAGGAAAGAAAACCCGAACUAGCACAGACGACCGAGAUGUGCGAUGAUGAGACACAGCAGACCCACAGCUCUACUUUCCGUAGUCUACCUUGAGAGCAGGAUGGCGAAAGUCUAUAUUCUUAAAGAUUAAGCAUUAUCUGAAAGGUUUUCAAAGAAAAUAACGGAGAAGGGCAGGAAUUGUACUGCAACUCCCGAACAAAAAAGGAAAGUAAGGGAAUAUUUUGUGGAUAUUUCUACGGAUGUCUAAGGGAAAGCAUCAAAGACCGUUAUUAAUGCGUUGAGGAUUUGAGGACCCAACCAUAAUCCGACUUCAGAGAGAACAUUUGAAUCUAAAUAACUUAUUUACUGAAAGAUUUGAACGAAUAUGAUAUGAUCCGGUUGACUUCGUUUGAGGAGGAAUUUAGAAUUGCCUUUUAUUCGUCUUUAUUUGGAGAACAACCGUGUGCACAGUCGUUUUGUUUCAACAGUAAUGUUGUUUUGCGUACAUUUUCUGUGAGUUAAUACUUAUGGUCGUGAAAGGUUGAAACGAGCUUUUAGUUGCCUCUUGCAAGCCUCUCAACAGUGUUUUUUCGAUUUUCGAAUGAUAAUUUCAAUGCAUCUAUUCGCAAUGCGUAACGUUACCAUUGCGUGUUUUCCAAAUCUUGCUUUAAAAAAUAUCAAUCCAAAACCCUAGCCUACGGGCUACUCAACCGGAGAAGACACCAGCGUUUAUUGACUAUUUUUUCUCAGGCUACAACUGAAUGUUUAGCUGGACCGCAACGGAGACAAGAGGAACGACACAUAAUAAAACAAAAUAAUUUGAAACUUUUUGUCGUUGAUAACUUCGAAAGUAGAGAGUGCAUUGCUAGUCUGGAAUAGCCUACAAGAAUAGAUGAUUCUCAAAGGACAGAGGACGACAUAAAUAUUCAACCAUGUUCAAAGGGGGCUGCGGGCUUGAGUUCCUGCUGGUUCUCUGUGGUCUGGAUCUCUCCUGGUCCUGUCCACAUCACUGUAUCUGCUACACGGCGCCCAGCACAGUCAGCUGCCAGGCACACAACUUCCUGUCCGUCCCGGAAGGCAUCCCGGCGCACAGCGAGCGCAUCUUCCUGCAGAACAACAAGAUCCAUCGGCUGCUGCGAGGUCACUUCAGCCCCACCACCGUCACGCUGUGGAUCUACUCCAACAACAUAACCUACAUCGAGCCGUCCACCUUCCACGGCUUCGUUCAGCUGGAGGAGCUGGACCUGGGGGACAACCGCCACCUGCGCUCCCUGGCCGCAGACACCUUCCAUGGUUUGGGCCGUCUCCACGCGCUGCACCUUUACCGCUGUGGGCUCAGUGCUCUGCCCACCAACAUCUUCCAGGGUCUACGUAACCUGCAGUAUCUCUACCUACAGGAUAAUCACCUAGAGUUCCUGCAGGACGACAUCUUUGUUGAUCUGCACAACCUGAGCCACCUGUUCUUGCACGGCAACCGUCUGUGGUCGCUGCACCAGAACACCUUCCGCGGUCUGGGGGCCCUGGACCGUCUCCUGCUGCACCACAACCAACUGCAAUGGGUGGACCGCCUGGCCUUCCACGACCUGCGACGCCUCACCACCCUCUACCUGUUCAACAACUCCCUGACCGAGCUGUCCGGAGAAUGCCUGGCCCUGCUGCCCGCCCUGGAGUACCUGCGCCUCAACGACAACCCCUGGGAGUGUGACUGCAAGGCCCUGUCGCUCUGGGACUGGCUCAAGCGCUUCCGAGGUUCCACUUCGUCCGUUGGCUGCCAGGCCCCGGCACAGCUGGCUGGGAAGGACCUCAAGCAGCUCCGCAAGGAAGACUUCCCCAACUGCUCCGGCUCCGAGUCCCUGCACCAGAGCAAGACCAACUCUUGGGCAGAGACCGAUAAGGUGUCUCUAAAGAAGGAACCGCCCCCGGAGCCUCCUUCUCACUCCCACCGGCCGCACCACAACGAGGAACUCAACUACCCUUCCCCGCCGGCACCUCUUCCCCAUCCACCCCCAGCUAUAAACGGGGAGGUCCAAGAAUCAGGAGGACAGCCGGGGCUGGCGCCCCCUCAGAGGCCUGGCCGUGCCCGGAACUGCACCCGCCAGCGUGUCAGGGGGAGCAAGGGAAAGGGCCAGAACGAGGUGCACACCUUGAAGGAGAUGGCAGAUAAGGAGUACUCCUCGCCCGAUUUUGAAGGGGGCAAAUAUGACCACACGUCCCCGGAUGGCACCGUCACACGGAGAAAGCACAAGUGCCCUCCCCGGACCACUGUUCGCCCCCCUAGUGGGGUACAACAAGCCAACAACAAGGCCGCGUUGUCCCAACCCUUACAGUAUCUGUACAUCAUAGUGGGAGCCUUUUUGCCUAUGACCAUUGCCUAUAUUCCUCGCUGACCAAGAGGCUGGGAAGAGAUACUGGCUACAUAACAACACAGUCCUCAGACCCGCUCCAGCUCCUACACAACAACAAGGCCUGUGUGGUUGUACUUUACGUUAUGUUAAUGUGUUUAGGUACUUUGUGUGCGCGCGUGUGCGUGCGCAUGCGGGUGUGUGCGCGUGUGUGUUUGUGUAAAACAUUGUGUAGGGAGCUUUGCUGUUUAGUCUCAGAAAUAGACCUUCAAAACAUUGAACAUGAAAUGCUGAAAGACUGUGUGAGUAAAGAUGAGGGGUGAAGAAGAGGCUUGCACUGCCACCGCUGCCAUUACACGGUCAUCUCCAGUUCUGUUGGUCACAUCCACUUUGACCUUUCCUGGGGGUGGGCGGGUCUCUCUGGGGUUGACAGAGCAGGAAGUGGGAAACACAGAAACUCUACUGAAACAUUGGUACGUCAGAACUGAACCCAUGCUGCAGCAUAGGUACACUGGAGGUAGUGUCUCGGACGGCUGGUCCACCACAGGCCAGAAACAUUCAGCAAGCUAUGAGACAGGCAAGCUUUAAGGAAGAAGGGUUCGAUCUAGCUUUAAUGGCAAGUGUCCAGUUUGUAAAUCCUUAUUGGAGGGUAGGGUGGAGGAUUUGAAAGCAUAGGACAUUGUCAAAGAAACCCUCAAGGGAGGUCUAGCUCAAUUUUAUGUUUCACAUUAUUUGCCAAAUGUUUUGGAUUCCGUCAGAUGCCAGUAGCUGCAUCGAAUUGGUCAGAUGUAUCUGAGGUAUAGCACAUCAACAGGGAGAUAAUCAGGAAACAUCCAGUCCUAAUUCCAUCAAUGCUAACAUUUCAGCAGAAGUAAUGGGGCGUUAGAAUAUGUCAGACCAUCCAGCUCCAGCUAAUAAAGUUUAGCAAGUUAACUUCUGCUCCAUGAUCAGGUAUAGUUGUUCCCAAGAUACAUAUUGAACAUACUUUACGGUUAUUCUACCAUUUCCACACAUUGCUCUACUCCUAUGUCUGAUUUGUGUCUUUCUAUUGGCUUCAUUUCAUUUUUUACAUGCUUUACUGAAGUUCAUAUUAAGCUUAUAUACCCAAGCUGCUAAUUCUCUGUGGAGGUGAACGGGACUGAGGUCGACUCCCAACUCCCCCCAUGGGUGUGUCCCAGGAGAAGACAGGUUGAACAUGAUGGAAUCUGUCUAUUUCUUAUCGGAAAUGUUGUUGAUUUUGCCAAGACAUGAAGAGAACCCUGAAAAGGAGUCCAAUGGGAACAGAGUCUCCUCUUUGUCCCAGUAAGGCAUGGGGCUUCUCUGAACUGAACACUCCAGUGCGGUCAUCACUCAUUGAGACUGAGGAAGAAUUAUAUUUUCCUAAUCAAUGGACAUCUUAGAAAAUCAACUGCCCAACAACAGCUGAGAGAAAAUGAAAACAAUAUGAGUACCUUAAAUGACUUCUGUAAUGAAAUUAAAGAUUUAAAAAGAUUUUGAACCAAGCAUGGCAAAACAUGGACCUGCUAAACUGCUGAAAUGCCUCUCUAAAUGUAUUGAUGUUCUUGUUAAUGGACCUGAAGAUCCAAGAUCAAGAUAAUGGCUUCUGAAGUAGCAGGGGUGUUUAACAGGACAAUGGACAGACAAACUUCCACAUAACUGAUAUUCCCCUGGACUACUGGAGCUUUGGUGCCUCCAGAAAAUACAGCGAUCAGUUGGCUGUGGUUUGUAAUAAUAAUGAUGUGAACUGAACGAAUAACAAGUACAAUAAGAGGACUAACUUACUGCAGUUCUUAUAUUAAUCAUUUAUUAUUAUGACAAUAACAAUAUUAAUGACUUCAACAAUGAUAACAGGGUUUCUGCUCCCUUGAUGAGGGGAGUAUCUUUCUUUAAAUUCAUUUACCGUUUCAUAAUGUUUACUAAAAAUCUAUUUUUUAUUUUCUUUUUUGUUACAUCCUUCUGUCUGAUGAUAAAAAGUGCACAAUUAAGUUUCUAUUCUUCUAAUGUACCCCAUCUAUCUCUUGUCUUUGCCAUAAUUCAACAGUUCAAUAAGUCCUUAUCAAAGAACAGUACAAAAUGUUUAU